Messenger RNA from Rotaria socialis, 537 nucleotides. Lineage: Eukaryota; Metazoa; Rotifera; Eurotatoria; Philodinida; Philodinidae. The record is from the annotation of a GenBank genome assembly.
AUGUAUGGCGAUGGUGAAAAGAAGAAAAAUACACAGAUGGUCGUAAAUGGACAACACUGGAACAUAGAGGUUCAAAUAUUUCCACCUCCAUACGAACCAUUACAAAAAAAUGUGAAUUUUUUUUAUCAUGGGUUAUCUUAUUGUACAGAAGUGAAACUAGAAGAAGCAACUGAAGAAAUAAUGACAUUUUAUGCUCACAUGCUUGAUCGUGAUUAUACAUCCAAAGAAGUUUUUAACAAUAAUUUUAUGACUGAUUGGCGAAAAUCAAUGGCACAAGCUGAGCCACAAACAGAACAGCGAGAAGCAAUGGAAUACGGAUUUGGUAUGUGGGAGAAAAAUCAACAACCAGUUGGAAAUUAUAAAAUUGAACCACGUGGUCUUUUUCGUGGUCUUGGUGAACAUCCAAAAAUGGGCCGUGUUAAAAAACGUAUCAAUCCUGAAGAUAUUAUUAUUAAUAUCGGUCGAGAAACUCAAAUACCUAAACCACCGGAAGGACAUCAUUGGAAAGAAGUUCGACAUGAUAAUAAAGUAUCAUGA